GGAAAUCUUCCAGUGUGCUGUGAAGGCAAAUGUUAGGUAGAGGUUGACUGUUGAAAAGUGUGUUGGUAUUUCGUUCUUUUAGUUUCCUUUCCAGAAAUUAGUCAUGAUUAGCAAAUUAAGUUUUCAGUUAUGUGUUUUAUAUUGUAUAUUAUCAAGGCCAUAGCAUGAGUAUUACCUACCAUUUAUAUAUAAAAGGAAAAGGAAAACAAAACUGCUUGCAGUAGUAUUGGAUUAUUCAGUCAGUAACAGAAUAGAAGGUAAAAAAAAAAAAAAAAAAAAAAAAAAAAAAAGAAAAAAAGUUUCUUUCGGAUUUCCCUUCUAAAUUAGGUCUCCUCUUGUUGCAGGGCGUCAUGGUGCAAGCCAAGGACAUUUUGGGCUUAUCACCUUUUCAAGAUAAUAUGGGAAGAGCUCCUGACACCAGCUUGUCACAUAGAAUGCGAGAGUUAACAAGUAAUUUAAGCGAGGGUGGUGGGUGGGUGGUGGAUGGGGAGCCAGGGGCAGGUAAGGGAAGUUACAGAAGUACGUGGCCUGAACCUAAUAGGGGGAUUAGUGAACUUGUGGGCACAGAGGAGAGGCCUUUCCCCUGCCCUUACUGUCCGUUGAGCUUCAAACGUCGCUACACAAUGCAGGAACAUGUGAGAAUACACAUGGGUUCGAGGCCAUAUGCUUGUCGCUCUUGUGGUAAAACUUUCACACAGAGAAGUUCUCUAUUGAAGCAUGUUCGUGUUCGUGUAUGCCAAAAACACGUAUUGCAGAAUUAAUAAAUGAUAUAUCACACUAAUGGCCAAAAAGAUUACUAAAGAGUAUUUUGUUAUGAAUGAAAUGGAUAGAAGUAUAGAAGGCAAUAACUGAAGUGAAUUGAUUAUUGUGAAACAAAUGCUGCUUUUAGGAUGAAACUUUAGUGUUAUAAAGCUGGUACCUAGUGAAAAUAACAUACACGUCUGUGGAAAGCAGAAGUGGGAUCGUUAAUAGUGUAAAAAUUAAUGCAUUUGUUUGCAAUACAAACAUUUAUAAAGAAUGGUUAUUACUAAUUACAUAGGAACAGUUUGACAAGGAUCUUGCAAAGGGGCUGGUAGCUCUACCAUAUCCUUCUCUCUCUCUCCCCCUUUUUUUUUUUUUAAACCUUCAUCACUCCCCCCUUCUCAGAUAUUCUCUUUGAAGCCCCUGAUGUAUACACCUGAGAUGCAUGUAUGUUGGGCGAUUCAGCUGGCCUUUAGCUUUGCACUUAUGAUGGUCAGGCUUA
Messenger RNA from Penaeus monodon (black tiger shrimp), 1243 nucleotides. RefSeq names its product zinc finger protein 358-like. Gene Ontology annotation, biological process: regulation of transcription by RNA polymerase II. The transcript has a single exon. The coding region runs from base 351 to 761 and encodes 136 amino acids. Gene Ontology annotation, molecular function: RNA polymerase II cis-regulatory region sequence-specific DNA binding; DNA-binding transcription factor activity, RNA polymerase II-specific. The record is from RefSeq and is a predicted model, not a curated record. Lineage: Eukaryota; Metazoa; Arthropoda; Malacostraca; Decapoda; Penaeidae. Gene Ontology annotation, cellular component: nucleus.